Molecule: messenger RNA, 530 nt
Organism: Zonotrichia albicollis (white-throated sparrow)
Lineage: Eukaryota; Metazoa; Chordata; Aves; Passeriformes; Passerellidae
Source: RefSeq, a predicted model, not a curated record
GACUGUCCCUGUUAGUCAUUUAUAGAGUCCAGUCAGAAAUCCUACCAUGCUGGCCUGGAAGAGAUGGACUUCCUGCAUGCUUGGGAGGAUUCCAGGAAACAAAUCAAUGUCUGGGUGGAGAAAAGGACUGAAGGUAAAAUUCAGAACCUGUUGGCAGAGGGGAUUCUUGAUUCCCUGACCAAGCUUGUGUUGGUGAAUGCCAUCUAUUUCAAAGGCAACUGGAAAGAGCAGUUCAACAAACAGAGUACCAGAGAGUGGCCAUUCCACAUUAAUAAGAAGGAGACCAAACCUGUGCAGAUGAUGUUCAAGGAGGCAACUUUUAACAUGACCUACAUUGGAGACUUGCAGACCAAAAUCCUGGAGCUGCCCUAUGUGGGAAAUGAGCUGAGCAUGAUCAUCCUGCUCCCUGAUGCAAUCCAGGAUGGCUCCACAGGCUUGGAAAGAGUAAGUAGUUGAGCUGAGUGCAAAGAGAGGCUGAAUCCUUCCAGGGAAGAAAGUCUGAAUUGCACAGAGACCUGCAGGUGAGUUCC